CUCCAGUUGGUGCCGAUCCUUGCGACGAUGCUAUCCUUCAUCUCAUUUCACACUACCCGCCAAUGCCGCGGCGUCGCUUGGCGACAAACAUGUCGUCAUCUACCAACCAACGCGACACAUCGAUGCGUCGCUUCUGCGGCCCGAGCUCUCAACACCGCGGCGACUCCUGAGAGCACAGCAGCGUUUGUGGCAAAACACCCAGCACUGCCCUCAACGACUAUCCCCAAACGUGGACUGGUGCUAUCGAAGCUAGGCUUCGGCGCCUAUCGCGUUAACGAGACUCAGCCGGCACAUCGGGCGGCUCUUUUGAAGGCGAUUCAGGCGGGCGUAAAUGUUAUUGAUACAAGCUCCCAUUUCGGACAUGGCGCCUCGGAGAAAUUUGUGGGAAGCACGCUGCAGGAGCUGUUCAAGGAAGACAAGGUCAAGCGGGAGGAAGUUGUGGUAGUUUCAAAGGCAGGCUUCAUUCUUCCACCGACCUCGACCUUCCCGACGGAUUCCUUAGAGAACGUGCCUUCAUACGCCAAGAUCUCUGAAUCAUCUUACCACUCGAUUCACCCAUCCUAUCUCAAGUUCCAAAUCACAGCCUCGCUCACGCGUCUGCAACUGGACAAACUGGACAUCUUUAUGAUUAACAACCCAGAACGCAUGCUCGGCGAUAAGCACUUGCCUGGAGGAUACAGCAAGACCAGACUUUAUAAGGAGAUCGCAGAGGCAUUUGCGUAUCUGGAUCAAGAAGUUGCUGAUGGAAGGAUCGGAGGCUACGGUAUCUGUUCGAAUGCGUUGCAUCUACCUACGACGGAAGAUCAUUUGUCACUCAAGGCUAUCAUGAGAACUAGGGCUGACUUUGGAUGGAAGAAGGAAAAUUUUGUGGCGAUUGAGGUUCCUCUGAAUUUAUUUGAGCGCGAACUGGUCACGGAUGUAUUCCCUGCAAAGUCAUUGGCACGGGAAGCCAAGGAAUUUGACUUGUUCGUAUUUACAAAUCGACCUCUGAACGCGAUUGCUGGCGGACAGAUUGUCACAUUGGAGAACAAGGGUCAACAUACCCGUCAAGAAACUUCCACAAAGUUACUGGAAACACUUGACUUGAGUUUCACUUCGCUGGCGGAAAUGGAGCUGGAUAUCAAGGAGAUGAUCGAAGAAGAGUCGCUUGCCAUGAAAUUCGUUUGGAGUGAGGUUCUGUCCGAGAACCUUUCACGCCUGUCGUCCAACUACUUUGCAGCAAAACACUUUCUGGAGCGCGAGGUCCUGCCGGCGAUUGACCGUGAUCUCAAAAUCCUGGAGGAUAGCAUCACCACCGCUACGACGGAUGAGCAAGACCGUGAGGACAAGGACGCAGUCUUGUCAUGGAUCGACCGUUAUCGCAAGGAGGCCAAAGUCCUGACAACAGACAUGGCCACGUUCUGUCAACUGGACUCUGACAAGCGGAAUGAUGAACUCAAUCUGGUCCUGGGACUGAUUUGCAAGGAUUUCGUCUCGGAUGUGGGGCCCCAUAAGGUCGAGAACAUUGGGUCGCCGCUCUCGACCAAGUCAAUUCAGUUCUGCACGGCACAGGAAAACGUGGGUUGUACGCUUGUAGGGAUGAGAACGCCGGAAUAUGUGUAUGAUGCGGUGGUGGCUGCGGAGGCGAGUAAGCGGUUAACGAAGAAAGAUUUAGAGCUGAUUUCGCAGUGUCCGCUACUUUUGGCGACUAGCGAGUGAACAGUUCAUCCAGAUCGGAGCAAGGAGGAUAUGAAAUAAAAAGUCUUAAUGACCGAAUGACCG
This is a messenger RNA of Gamsiella multidivaricata, 1761 nucleotides long. Its product is annotated as NADP-dependent oxidoreductase domain-containing protein. Bases 28 to 1698 code for a protein of 556 amino acids. Lineage: Eukaryota; Fungi; Mortierellomycota; Mortierellomycetes; Mortierellales; Mortierellaceae. The transcript is spliced from 7 exons. The record is from RefSeq and is a predicted model, not a curated record.